Messenger RNA from Entrophospora candida, 948 nucleotides. Lineage: Eukaryota; Fungi; Glomeromycota; Glomeromycetes; Entrophosporales; Entrophosporaceae. The record is from the annotation of a GenBank genome assembly.
AUGGUUGGAUGGGGAGGCAAUAACGGUUCAACAUUGACUGCUAGUAUUAUUGCCAAUCGUCGAAAUAUUAAAUGGAAAACUAAAGAUGGAAUACAGUCACCAAAUUAUUUUGGUUCACUUGUUCAAGCCUCCACGCUCAAACUUGGUGUUGAUGAAAAAGGCAAUGAUGUUUAUGUUCCUUUUAAUAAGAUACUUCCGAUGGUAAACCCUAAUGAUUUGGUCAUAGGUGGCUGGGACAUUAACUCUUAUAAUCUUGCUAAAGCAAUGGAACGUGCAAAAGUACUUGAUUAUGACCUUCAGCGUCAACUAGCUCCUGAAUUAGAAAAAUUUAAACCGUUACCUUCAAUUUAUUAUCCUGAUUUCAUAGCUGCAAAUCAGAGCGACAGAGCCGAUAAUCUUAUUUCUGGAAACGAUAAGAAACAACAUCUUGAACAUAUUCGUAAUGAUAUUAGAAAAUUCAAAUUAGAUAACCAGCUUGAUAAAGUGAUUGUGGUUUGGACCGCAAAUACAGAACGUUAUUCCUCAAUUAUUCCUGGCGUUAAUGACACUGCUGCAAAUCUAAUUGAAGCUGUUAGACAGAACCAUUCUGAAAUAGCUCCAUCAACAAUCUUUGCACUAGCUUGUAUUCUAGAAAAAACACCGUUCAUAAAUGGCUCGCCACAAAAUACAUUUGUACCAGGUUGUGUUGAAUUAGCAGAAAAAGAACAAGUUCAUAUUGGUGGAGAUGAUUUUAAAUCUGGCCAAACCAAAGUUAAAUCAGUGCUGGUAGACUUUUUGGUGAAUUCUGGUAUUAAACCGGUUAGUAUAGCUUCCUAUAAUCAUCUUGGAAAUAAUGAUGGCAAAAAUUUGUCUGCACCUGAUCAGUUUCGAUCAAAAGAAAUUUCUAAAAUUGUCGUGAUCAAGUAUGUUCCAGCUGUAGCUGAUUCGAAACGAGCUUUGGAUGAAUAU